AUGCUUCAUCCCUCCGGGUCUCCUUGUAUCCCUUGGAAUACAUUGACCUCCAUUCGCACUCGACAAUUGGACUAUUUUCUCCUUGUUUGUUUUUUGAUUGUUAUAAAUGUCGUCCGGAUACCGGCCCCUCCUCCUCCUGUGAUCCCUAAUUGGAACCCUCGCAGAACCGACGACCAACGCAACCGGCGUAAUCAUAGAAUCGGUUAUCGUCCCGGUCCGCUCUGGUCCUAA
Messenger RNA from Dicrocoelium dendriticum, 231 nucleotides. NCBI's taxonomy places the organism in Eukaryota, Metazoa, Platyhelminthes, Trematoda, Plagiorchiida, Dicrocoeliidae. The record is from the annotation of a GenBank genome assembly.